Symbiodinium sp. CCMP2592 is the source of this 2262-nucleotide messenger RNA. The record is from the annotation of a GenBank genome assembly. Lineage: Eukaryota; Dinophyceae; Suessiales; Symbiodiniaceae.
AUGGCGCCGCCAUGUGGCACGGCCUCACGAGCUAGAAAGGUUGAUGGCGGGCCCCCGCCCCUCCGAUCAGCGCAGUGCCCGGACGGCUUGUCCGGCCUGAGCCAGAUGGACGAGUUCAAGGUGCAGCAAGCAAACCUCACAUAUCAAUUAGUUGCGGAUGUCGUGCGUUACUGCGUUGCCAACGAUAAGAUCUUCGCUGUAGAAAACCCGCUUCACAGCUACUUGUGGCAGACCUCCUUCUGGAAGUCCGUGUCGAAGCUAGCGCAAUACGUGUGCUUUGAGCAUUGUGCGUAUGGUGGCAGGCGUCAGAAGCAAACAGCUAUAGCUCACAACUGCAGUGCGUUUGAAGAGCUGGCUCGGUUCUGUCCGGGGCCACAGUGUGCCGCGCAACACUUGCCGUGGGGCAGCGACGAAACAGCCCCGAACGGAUAUGCUACGUCGCAGGAGACUGCGUACCCGCCUCGUUUGGCGGCCCACAUCGCACUCGCGUUCAUCAAAAGCAUGGUGCGGCGAGGUUGGGACAAGCCACGGAUUGCACUGAGCAUGGAAGAAGACAAAGUAGCUGCCGCUGCCGAAAGGGCAAUUGCCGGCUUGCAAAGCAAAGCGUCAAAGUUCCCCGAGCCGCUGCCACAGCCAUGUGCACCUGGCCAGCGUCUUGAGCGGCCCUUUGUGCCUCCUGCAGGAACUAUCGCCACGCCUGCAGUCGAGAGUGUGCCAGCCAAGAGUCAACUCCUUCGAAGUACUCCCAUAGCGGUUAAAGUAGGGGAUUGGGUAGCUAGAACAGGGGGUGAGGCUGCAAAGCCAAGGUUCGAGCAGGCAUGGGGCGUCCCACGCACCGAGGAAGAGUUUGUCGAUGCUGCAGUGAAAGCUGGUCACCCCAGAAGCUUUCAGGACGUGCUGCCAGAAGUGCUCCAGAAGGCCGUCCACAUGCAGGAGACCUUGGACGACCAAGCCCUCGCAAAAAUGAGGACGUGUUGGAUCGCCAAGUGGGCCAAGCGGGCAGAACAGCUCACACACCAAGAAGCAGAGCUAAAGAGGACCUUCGACUUAAAGGCUGCGUACCGCCAACUCGCCAUUGCGCCCGAGUCAUCUUGGGCCAGUUACGUAGCGUGCUGGGAUGCUGCGGCUGCAGCACCAAAGAUCUUCAGAAUGCGUGCUUUACCCUUCGGAGCAAGUCGUGCUGUGUACUCCUUCUUGAGAAUCGUAAUGGCGGUGUGGUUUAUAGCUGCUGAUCAGCUUGCAAUACCUUGGACCACCUUCUUUGAUGAUUUCAUUACUUUUUCGAGGAAGGCCGGAAGCAAGCACUUGCAGCGCACAAUCGAAGCUUUCUUCAAGCUGCUGGGCUGGUCUUUCGCAGAAGACGGAGACAAAGCUUGCCCCUUCGCCUUAGACUUUCAAGCCCUGGGCAUUAAGAUAAGCUUGAGUCGAUUCACGGACGGCACAGUGUUUUUCUGCAACACGGAGAGACGAGUGUUGGAGCUGAAGCAAACGCUACAACAAGUCCUUGAUUCUGGUUUCCUCCCUCAGGCCCUCGUGCUGAAGUUGCGUGGUAGGAUGCAGUUUGCUGAUGGCCAGCUGUUCGGAAGGACAGGAAGAGCCUGCAUGCAGGCAGUAACCUCUCACGCGUGGGGUGAUAAUGGGCCGGAACUAAGUCAGCCUGCGCGCCUAGCGAUCAAGAAGUUCAUGUCCAGGUUGUGUGCUGAUGCUCCACGCGUCAUUUCAGUCAUGAGCCAAGCUCCUUGGUUCGUCUUCACGGAUGCAUGUUAUGAAGCGGGGCAUGCCAGCUGGCCUUGUGGUUUAGGGGGUGUCCUUUUUGAUCAACUAGGAAGUGCUGUCGACUUCUUCUCUGUCGGGUUGGGGGCAGAAGAAAGGAGGUUGCUAGGCGAAGGCCGCUCCUCCCAGAUCAUCUUCGAGGCUGAGCUGAUGGCGCUCGUAGUAGCUCUUCGCAAGUGGGGGCCCUUGUUGUGCACGCGACUCGUCAUGUGCUACGUCGACAACAAUGCCACACGCGACGUAGCAAUAUCGGCUACAGCGAGAACAGCGGUCCCGUCUGCACUUGUGGAAAUGUUAGUCACCAACGAGGAAUGCAUGGGAUUUUACCCAUGGUAUGCCAGGGUACCCUCUCCGUCGAAUGUAGCUGAUAGGCCUUCGCGGGAACUACUCAAUAGCUUCGUGUGGAAAGGUGUCAGCCUGCCGAAUUCCAGCGUGGAAACCGAGCUUCGGGAAUGCUUUGACCAGUUAAGACAGUUGACGGUAAAAUAG